Colias croceus (clouded yellow) is the source of this 5056-nucleotide messenger RNA. Its product is annotated as DNA ligase 4-like. The coding region runs from base 371 to 4969 and encodes 1532 amino acids. NCBI's taxonomy places the organism in Eukaryota, Metazoa, Arthropoda, Insecta, Lepidoptera, Pieridae. Gene Ontology annotation, biological process: DNA recombination; nucleotide-excision repair, DNA gap filling; double-strand break repair via nonhomologous end joining. The record is from RefSeq and is a predicted model, not a curated record. The transcript has 14 exons. Gene Ontology annotation, cellular component: DNA ligase IV complex; DNA-dependent protein kinase-DNA ligase 4 complex. Gene Ontology annotation, molecular function: DNA ligase (ATP) activity; ATP binding; protein binding.
GUGUGGUGCAUAAAUUUUAUUUGGACCAAUCAAGGACCGCAAUGCAAUUUAAAAAUACCACAAAAAAUACUUAUAUUUUGAGUCAAAAUAUGUCUACUGAUUAAUCAAAUACCUACCUAUUUGAAAGAAGAAUUAAUUUUGCAAUAUACUUUUCACAGAACAUAUUUUACUCAGUGUUUUGAUAGCAUGUUAGACCAUGAUAAAGCUUGUGUCAGGAAUGUAACAAAUUUUUCCAUAAUUAAUUUUUAAAGCAAUAAAAAGCAUUGUUCGAUAUAAAUAAGAAAUUGUUUUGAACUUUAAACAUACAGGUAAAGUAAUCAGUUUUUGUAAUAAUAACAUUCCUAUUAAUACUUCUGGAAAACCUUUUAAAAUGGAUGAAGAAGCAGCAAAUCAAAUGGGGGCCAAAAUAGAAUUAGACACAGAACUAACAAAUAAAUUUUUAAAUGGUGAAAUGUCUUUCGCUGAAUAUUCUAGUGAGUGGUACGAUUGUGAAGAUGAAGAUGAAGUUGAUGAUGCAGAGAAAAAAACAGAAGAGCCGCAACAGACUGCAAAAAGACGUCGCAGAGUCACCCGCUUGACCCCAGCUUUGGUUGGAUUAAUGGGUGAGGCCAAUUUAAGAUUUGCUAGAGGAGAAAUUGAAAUGGCAGAAAAGAUGUGUCAUGAAAUAAUUAAACAAUUACCAACAGCUUCGGAGCCCUACCAAACUCUGGCACAAAUAUAUGAACAUGAUUCUGAGAAGGCUUUACAGUUUUCUCUCUUAGCUGCUCACUUAUCUCGAACUGAUGUUAAUGAGUGGUUAAGAUUAGCUGCAAUCUCAAAACAAAAGGGUAACCACAAACAAGAGAUGAUCUGCUAUACUCAAGCUAUCAAAGCAGAUCCACAGAAUAUUGAUAUCCACAUGCAAAGGCUUGAUCUAAUAAGCAAGAUUGAAGAGAUGAAGCUUACAUUAAGUGCUUGGUUUAUCUCAAGAGUGAAAUGUUAUCAUAAAAUUGUGACAUGCCUUGCCCCAAGUCAUGGUGAAAUAAUAAUGAAACAUGCAAGGCUAGCUGCCUCUUUAUAUCAUGAUGCAAAUGAAAAGAGUAAGGCAUAUGAAGUUAUGCAAACUGCAUACAAAAAGUGUCCCACCCUGUUUACCCUAGAAGAUCUUAAUAUUUAUUUGGAAUUAUUAAUAUCACAGAAGGAAUUUCAAAAAUGUCUAGAAGUAUUUGUGGCAAGUGUUGGUGUGGACAUUGAAGCAGAAAUAGAGACAAUUCGAAAUUCCUCAAAUGAAAUUGAAGAACACACUAAUUACACUAAGUGUUCAAUACCAAGUGAUUUAGCAAUAGAUCUUAAGUGUAAACUGUUGGUUUGUUUUAUUCAUUUAGGUGCAAUAAAUCUUGUUAAGACAUUUUUGGAUGAUUUUUUGACUAAUGACGUUGAAAAAGCCGGAGAUUUGUAUAUGGACAUUGAAGAAGCAUUUUCUGCUGUUGGUCAUCAUGAAAUGGCUAUGCAACUAUUGGAACCUCUCGUAAAAGCUCCCAAUUUCGAUCUUGGAGCAGUGUGGCUCAAAUAUGCAGAAUGCCUUCUUAAUUUAGGGAGGGAAGAUGAAGCAGUUAAUGCUUUUUACAAAGUUUUAGAACAUGCACCACAACAUCCUGAUGCUCGUCGGAAACUCUUUUCCAUACUAGAAAAGAAAGGUUGUAUAGACGAAGCUUUAAAUGUUCUUCAACAAGACUAUAAAUAUGUUGUAAGUCCCAGUCUCUUAUAUGAACAUUGUACUAUACUUAAAAGAUAUAAUAGGAUACCCAAAUAUUUGGAAGUUGCAGAAGCUUUGUUAUGUAGAACUUUAACAAAAUUUAAUCAUGAAGAAGAGUUGAAAAUAGCUUGCAGGGCAAGAGGUGGAGUUGAACUUAUUCAUGAAUUUCGGACAUUAAGAGGAGAAAGUGCCUAUCAUGAAAAUGAUUUGCAAUUUGAGGAUGAAACCUUCAAACUUAGUCCUAAACAGGAGUGGGAUUUGUUUAAUGAGUUGCUCUCCAUUGCUUGUGAUUUAAAACAAUACUCAACUAUGCAAAGACUAACAUAUAGUGCUAUGCUUAUAAAAGGCUUAUCAUCUCAUAAAAGAGAAAUAGAAUUCUAUAUAUUCCAAGCGAGUCUUCUUAAUAAAAACUAUGUUCAUGCAAUGAGAUUUAUACGAGAAUUUGCUCAAAGAAAUACUUCAAAUAGAACAUGGAAUUUAUUGAGCCUAGUUAUAAACUCCCUAGAGGACACCACCCAGAGCAAGUUCCUGACGAGGCUUUUCCACAAAGAACCACAUUGGGUAAGGGAGCAUUUUAAGAUGGAGAAAACGCCAGCAAAUGAUAUCCUCUUCCGUGAGCUUUGUACACUCUUAGAACAAUUGAGCAAAAGGAAGAAACAUAGACAAGAUCAAGAUAAAAUGUUGUCUAAUUUUAUUAAUGAUUUUAGAAUUAAUUCUGGAAAAGUUACUGAUAAAAAGAAUUCCUCAUUCUUCCCUGUUUUGCGGCUGCUUCUACCAGAUAGAGACCGUGAAAGGAGUCCUUAUAAUUUGAAGGAGACAAAGCUUGGGUCUCUGUUAGUUAAGGUCCUAUCGCUGAAUAAACAAUCACAUGAUGCCCAAGAGCUCCUUAACUUUCGAUCAGUGCAUAAUAGCGCACAUGACAGCGAUUUCGCCGGUGUGGCUUAUUUCGUAUUAAAGAACAGAAUGACACAGAAAUCGUGCAGCUUAACUAUAGGAGAUAUUAAUAAGGUGCUAGACAGAAUAUCCUCUGCUGAAGUCGGAAAUAAAGGCCCUGUCCUGGAUGACGCUUUCAGCUUUAUUAUUAAAAACUUAACUGCAGAGCAACUGAAAUGGUUUCUAAGGAUUAUUUUGAAGGAUUUAAAACUCGCUAUAGGAACGCAUAGAACCUUAGCUGCGUUUCACCCUGACGCUCCUGAACUCCUGGAUAGCUGCGGGAAUCUUAGCAAGGUGUGUGAAGACUUAGCUGACGGCGAUACCCGACCAAUAGAGUUAGGUGUGAAGGUAUUCUACGCAGUGAGUCCCAUGCUAUCAGAGAGGCUGGAUAUAACUCGUAUAUCCCAGCUGUCGUCGGAUAAAACCUAUCAGAUCGAAGAUAAGUUCGACGGUGAAAGGUUUCAGAUUCAUAUGGAGGACGAUGUAUUUGAAUAUUUCUCCCGUAAAGGUUUCGCAUAUUCAAGUAAUUAUGGAAAAACGUAUGAUUCAGGAUUACUGACACCGCACUUGAAGGAUUGUUUUUCGCCGGAUGUUAAAAGUUGCAUACUCGACGGGGAAAUGAUGGGCUGGCAUAAGGAAUAUCGAUGUUUUGGUUCCAAAGGCAUGGCUUUCGACAUAAAAAAAAUCACGGAGAACUCGAAAUUUCGGCCAUGUUUUUGCGCCUUUGAUGUUCUGUAUUACAAUGGUAAGUCACUGAUUGGUCCGCCUGAUAAAGGCGGGAAAACGUUGAAGGAAAGGCAAAAAAUAUUAGACUCCAUGUUUGUUAAUCUUCAAGGAGUCAUAUUGCGUAGUAAACGGCAGAUUAUGAGAGAAACCGUCGAUGUUUUGAAUGCUCUGAAUAAGGCGAUAGAAAACCAGGACGAAGGUAUUGUUGUGAAGGACGUCGACUCAUAUUAUAUAGCCAAUCGACGAAACGCGGGAUGGUAUAAAAUAAAACCAGAGUACACAGAGGGCGCGAUGACAGAUCUGGACUUGGUGGUGAUCGGCGCUGAUGAAGCUGAGAACAAGAGGCAGGGUCGGGCCAAAAGCUUCCAUGUUGCCUGUCUGGACAAUACGGGUCCAGCUAAACGCUGGGUUGCAGUCGGUCGAGUUGCAACGGGUCUAACGUUCGACGAAAGGGAGAAACUGUGCGCACUUUUGGAACAAAAAUGGACGAUUGCAAAGAGAACUCCACCACCGUCAUGCUUGUUCUUCAAUAAGGAUAAGCCGGACUUCUGGAUCUUGCCAGAAUAUUCGGUUGUUUUGGAAGUUCGAGCAACAGAAUUAGUACGCAGCAGUUCGUCGGGAACGGAUUAUACGCUACGUUUUCCGCGCGUCAUGAAAGUGCGUAGCGACAAACCGGUGAACGAUGUGCUUACUUUGGAGGAAUUUCAGCGACUUGUAGCGGAAAAAAAUGCAGUUAUAAAACUCAGUACCAAGCGUAUAAGCGAAGAUCAAAUAGACGCUGUUCUAUCCAAAACGCGACGUACGCGUACAUCGAAGGCCAUACAAGUUAGCGACAAGUUUCGUACAAAACAAACCGGCGAUGUACACGUUACAUCUAGUGCGUUACGGGAUAGGGAAGUGUGUGUGCUGUCUGGGGAUGGGGGUGGGGAGGGGGGGAGGGGGGAGUUGGUGAGGAUCGUGGAGAUGCAUGGUGGCAAACAUGUGGUGAAUCCUGGUCCGAAAACGUGGUGUAGCGUUGCAGGAACAUUAAGUUUUCGUAUCCGAAAGCUGAUAGAAAGUAACAAAUUCGAUAUAAUAACAGCAUCAUGGCUGCGGAAUCUUGCUAUUUCUGAAUUUCCUUGUUCUUUAUCGCCAUUAGACAUGUUGUCAAUUAAAAAGGAAACCAAAGUUGCGUUGAGUUUGGAAUUUGACCCUUAUGGUGAUAGUUAUAAGGAACCGAUUGACGAAGAUACGUUGAAGAAAUGCUUGACGAAAAUGGAUAAUGAGGAUCCCAUUUACCCCACGACACAAGAAAUGGUGCAACUAGACCAACAACUGUUUGGCGAAAACAACCCAUUCUCAUUUCUAAGACAAUGUUCAAUACAUUUUAUGAACGAUCCCAUACGUUCAGCUCUAGCGAAGAUUUAUGGAGCCAGAAUAUGUGAUAAAAGUGACUUUUUAACUCACAUUGUGAUAUCAAAGGAAACGGAUAGACAAGAAUUACAUCGCAUUAAUAAUAAUGGCGACGUUAAAAUCGUGUCUGAAGAGUGGUUUGAUAAAUGUUUAGAAAUGAAGAAAUUAGUGCCAGUCUCGUGAAUUACACUCGAAAAAAUAUAUUUUUUUAUUUUUAUAUAAAAAGUUUAUGGAUAUAAGUACUGUGUAAUAAAAUAAUAUUUUCUUAAA